UCUGAAACGACGUCCUGCUCAAAAUCGGACACCUAUCCUGCCCCUUUGCUCCUCAACCCGCCCAGCCCACCACCAGUACCAACACCCCUCCUCCAUUCAGCUCCGUCACUUACAUGCUCUUUUCCCUCUCCUGCUGUGUGCCAGUCUCUCUCUCUUUCUCUGCCUCUCUCUCUUUCUCCCUCCCCAUUUCCUCAAAGUGGCUCUUUUUACCCUGGUCCUCUCUACAUCCCUCCACUCUUCUUAGUCUUCUUCUUCCUCCAGGUUUGGGAGCAACCGGCACUGGUGACCAGCUCCGCCCAUUCAUCAUCAGCUCCCAGUUCAGAAGACCUCAGGCUUCUAUUUUGCCCUCAAACGUCCUGUGAAGACCUUAUUUUCAUUCUUUUGAUUGCUCACCCUUCCCGCCUGGAGAAGCCAGCUGGCGUGUGUGUCUGGUGUGUGUGUGUCGACGUGUGUGAGGGCUUUGUCGCUGUGCUCUGUGUACGCUGAGGGAGUCCCUAAAGGUCGUGACUGGAGGAGAAAAGUUUUCACCACAAUGAAUGUUCAGCUGCUGCUCCUGUUGGCCCUGGCCGGCCCCUUCUGUGCCUUCACACAUGCAAGUCCCACAGAAAUCCCUGCAGAGUUGCAGACCCCGUUCACUAAGAUAGACCAUGUAGAAGAAAAAUCUGAGGCUACAGGAGCGGACUUCACUGUUAUCACUGGUCCCCCUCCAACCUUGCCAGGUGUGGCUCCUGUAGAGGCCACAACAUUAGCUCUACUGGAGGAGACCACCAUUGUCAUGAAAGAUAAUACUGAAGAGCCUGUCUCUGGGACAGAAACUGUCACUGCUGCUGCUGAAGUAGCAGAACCUCUCACCAGUGAUGCUCCUGUUAAGGAGACCACAGCCCCCCCUGAGGAGACACAGACGGAGGACCACACAGUCGCCAUCAAGGUGACAACAGCUCCCGAGAUCCAACCUGAGGUGACAGAAGCUCCCGAGGGCCAAGCCGAGGUGACAGCAGCUGCCGAGGUCCAACCCGAGGUGACAGAAGCUCCCGAGGUCCAACCCGAGCUGACGGAAGCCACCAACGCAGAGAUGGGACAAGACGAAGAGGUUGUGGUUGAAAGUGAGCCAGACGAGAAUCCGACCUCUGGUCAGGUGGUUGGCAUCGUUAUUGGCGCUCUGUUGGCAGUGGUCAUAGUCAUCGCUGUAGUGAUUGUCGUGGUGCGGAGGAUGGGGAAAUACACGUCUGCCAGGAACAAAAAACCUGUGAAAAAAGACAACGUUAUGAUUUCUCCCUUGAAGAAAAAAUCUGCCAAGCAGCAUGAGAACCCAAAGUUCUGGAAAUUCUGAACUACUGAACUGUGACGCCAUUUCCAACCAUUAGAAACAAAGUACAACGCCAGGACUAAUCCAAUCUAACCAGGACUCUGGACUGCCAAAAAAAGAAAAGAAAGAGAAACUGGGGGAGGGACUUUGUGUGUAUGUGUAUGUAUGUAAUGUAUAUGAGUGUGAGACAAGAGGGGUACAUGAGCACACAUCCUCACCUUCCCCCGCUAUCUCCAGGACUCCCCCUAAAGCCAGAGAUACAAAAGGCUUUGGCUUCCCUCCUCUCUCAUCAAACGAAACAAGGUGACAGCAGGAUGUCACAAAGAAUUUCAAGGCUUUUAAAUGCAUUUUUGUUUAAAAAAAAAAAAAAAAAAAAAAAAUGAAAAGAAAGGAGAAGAAGGGGAUUUUCUGACAUGUUGUGUGUGUGUGUGGGGGGCGGGGGGGGGGGGGGUCUGAAUUUAAGUUUGUGAAAAGGACCUAAAAAUGGAAAAUACAGACAAAAUAAAAGGAAUUUAGAAGCACACAAGGACGAUGGGAACAGGGCAAAUGCAAGAGCGACUUAAUUCAGGAUGUAUAUACGAUGCAAGGGGACUACACAGUAUACAGCUAAUGACUUUCUCAUAAUGCAGUUUAGCAUAGUUUAGCAUUUGAUAGCGUGGAAUACAGAGCACAUACAGGCAGCCUUGGCUAAUUGUUGUGGCCUUUAACACACCCCCUGAGCACCAGUUCAAACGACAAGCCAAAGAUCCCGGAUAUGUUGGCCAACUGUAUGAAGCACCAUGUGCAGAAGGUUUCCUGACAUGACACUCACACGCUUUGUUGGCCAGCAUGGGGCUAGCAGAAAGGAAAACGCACCCUCAUUUGCAAGAGUAACGUGACAUUCUGCCCACUUUGACACUGACUUAUAAAAACCUAAUACAUAUCUGUGAAAUUCAGCAGAAGGGUUUGUGCCACUGUCUCUGGUAUUCUCUAGGUAGUUAAGAGGAUUUUAAGUUUUGAUGUGUGUGUUAUUAAUGUGAAUUGACCGUAUUUUAAUUAACUGCCUCCCAUUCCAAAAACAGAACAUCUUUGUUGACGUCUGGCUGAAGCCUUUCAUGCAGCCAGUGACUGUCAGGCAUGUCUUGACAAUGUGUCCACGGUAUUUUUUGUUAAUAGGUAGAUUACCAGAACAGACAUUCAUCUUUAAAUUGGGCUAACCCCAAAUUGCAUGCGCAGGAUGACAGUUUAUAGUUGCACUUAGUGUUAGUGCACAGUGUUAGGCAGCAAUGGCCUUUGCUUUGCUAUUUUUGCAUUGUAAGUGUGCUAAAUGGGUGUACAAUUUAUGAAGUCUCAGCUCAGCUCUGCUGGCUUUACAAACGUGUUUAAUAUGUGCACUGAGUGAAUGACGUAAUGUAUAAUGAAUAGGCUUUAGACACUGCAAAUGUUUGCAACGACAAGUCCGUGUCCUCCCUUCUGCUUUGCCACAUAUUAUCAGUUCUAGGUCUUUAAUUUGUGCCAUCUGACUUGUUUGAACCUUGUAUUUAAUUGCAGUGUUGUUGUCUUUUUUUUCUGGUUCAUACUGUUUCAAUAAAAAAAACAGAAAACAAUC
Messenger RNA from Solea solea (common sole), 2894 nucleotides. RefSeq lists its product as uncharacterized. The transcript is spliced from 5 exons. The record is from RefSeq and is a predicted model, not a curated record. Lineage: Eukaryota; Metazoa; Chordata; Actinopteri; Pleuronectiformes; Soleidae. The coding region runs from base 533 to 1330 and encodes 265 amino acids.